GUCUUCCUCCUCCUCCUCGAACCCUAAACCCUAGCCAAACACCUCCUCCUCCUCCUCGAACCCUAAACCCUAACCAAACACCUCCUCCAAUGGCGACCCUUCGCCUCUUCCCCCUCCGGCCCCACUCUCUCCCCCAACCCAACAAGCUCCAAUCCGCCACCACCAUCAACGCCGCCGCAGCAAAUCCUCUCAGGGUUGGUUUGGUGGAGGGGUCGCCGAGGAUGCCGCGGCGGGGGCGGCGGAGUUCCCGGGGGAUGGUGGUUUGCUACGCCGCCGCGCCCGUCGCCGCCGCGACUCUGCAGUGGGCGUCGACGGUCUCCGCUGCAGUACUAAUGGUUGCGAAAGGGACUCCCAUCCAGAAAUCGUUUCUUGUUCCAUUUGUUGCUUUGCAAGCACCUGCGAGUGUUGUUUCAUGGAUCAAGGGUGAGUACGGUAUGUGGACUGCUUUUUUGGCGCUUCUGGUUCGUCUAUUCUACUUCAUUCCAGGUGAAUUGGAACUUCCCUUGAUAGCAAUGCUUCUUGUGAUCACAGCUCCAUACCAGGCAAUGAGCUUAAGGGGAACCCAAGGUGGCGCAAUCAUAUCCUUGGCCAUCGCCGCGUUUCUGGCGUUCCAACAUUUCUCGAGGAUCGGAGAUUUGCGGAGGGCGUUCGAUCAAGGAUCCUUCAUCGCGACCUUGGCCAUCGUCUGCAUCGCUGUCGUGCCCUGCUUGUUCUUGUUUUGAUGUGAAUGAAUGCAGUAAUGAAAUAUCUGAUGUUCUGAAUGGCAGUAGGGUGUGUAAAUCGGUUGUGCUUGAAUAAAUCAUGAUGAUGUGAGGGGUAGUUUUAGAUGAUGGUUGAAAAAGCAUUCUGAGAUAGUAAUAGCUCCUGGACUUGGUUAUUUCAUUGUGUUGUCUCGUCAUGCUGCUUAUUUUGGUAAAAACGUUCAGAAUUUGUCCAUGAACCA
Ananas comosus (pineapple) is the source of this 943-nucleotide messenger RNA. RefSeq names its product cold-regulated 413 inner membrane protein 2, chloroplastic-like. Bases 90 to 722 code for a protein of 210 amino acids. The record is from RefSeq and is a predicted model, not a curated record. The transcript has 6 exons. Gene Ontology annotation, cellular component: membrane. NCBI's taxonomy places the organism in Eukaryota, Viridiplantae, Streptophyta, Magnoliopsida, Poales, Bromeliaceae.